CACCUCCAACAUGUUUAAAUCACUGCAGAAAGUGUUCAAGUAGUUUCAUUUACCUCGAUGACGUGCGUUCGAGGAAGCUGGGAUGAUUGACACAUGACAAGGGCCCCUGUCACCAUGACAACAUGCUCUAAUGGAGGCCCCUCCUCCUAAAGUACAUAACCCCAGUCUCUGAUCUGGCCUGCACUUGCUCCAUCUCUCAUCUGCACCGAGACUGCUGUGGGGAGCAUGUCCACUGACUGUGUGAGGUCACUCUCAGACAAAGCCGAACACACACUCACCAUGCAUGAACAUCUCUAUGGGAACGCUGAAAUGGACAAUCAGAAGCACAGCUCCGAGGAACAUCAGCAGGACAAACUGGGCCAGAAGAAACCCCGCAGAAAAGACACUCCCGUUCUCAACAGCCCUCCACUCAUACCAGGCGUGAGAUUGAUGAAGACGGAGGCUCGAAUGAUUCAUCAGGAGGAUGAGGAGAAGGAGAUGAAGAAGUAGAUGUGUGUUCACUGUUGUUUGUGUUAUUUUUGACCGUUGACUGAGCCUUCAUUAAAUGUAGGUUUUGCAGAUA
Pimephales promelas (fathead minnow) is the source of this 562-nucleotide messenger RNA. It is a transcript of the gene ppp1r17, whose product is annotated as protein phosphatase 1 regulatory subunit 17. Gene Ontology annotation, biological process: regulation of phosphatase activity. Gene Ontology annotation, molecular function: protein serine/threonine phosphatase inhibitor activity. The record is from RefSeq and is a predicted model, not a curated record. NCBI's taxonomy places the organism in Eukaryota, Metazoa, Chordata, Actinopteri, Cypriniformes, Leuciscidae.